AUGGACUUCAAUAGCUCUUCGCCCUACCCAGAGGGCGUCAUAUCCUUUCUGGAUACUGAUCUGUACAAACUGACUAUGCAAUGCGCUGUCUACAAGUACUUCAGAGAUGUCCCUGUUACCUACGCUUUCACCAAUCGUACCCCGGACAAGAGGCUGUCGAGAGAAGCCUACAAGUGGCUGGAGGAGCAGAUUACCAAGCUCGGUAACAUCUCCCUCCUCCCUGAAGAGCUGGAUUUCCUCAAAGAACACUGCAAGUACCUCAACGCCGAGUACCUCGAAUUCCUACAGGAGUUUCGUCUACACCCGCGCGACCAGGUCGUCAUCAAGUUUGUGCCGUUUGGAGAAGACACGGGCGCCGCCACAGAUCUGGGCGAUGUCUACAUGGCCAUCAAGGGAAGAUGGGUCGACACAAUCCUCUAUGAGAUCCCCAUCUUGGCCCUCACCUCAGAGGCCUACUUCAAGUUCAUGGACAAGGAUUGGAACUACGAUGGCCAACAGGAGAAGGCAUUUGAUAAGGGCUUGAAGCUCCUCGAGGCAGGCUGCAUCUUCUCCGAGUUCGGCACCCGCCGGCGCAGAGACUACCAUACCCAGGCGCUCGUCUUCAGAGGCCUCGUCCAGGCUAGCGAGCAAGGCAGCCAGCGUGGCCUGCCCGGCAAGCUGUCCGGAACCUCGAAUGUCCACCUUGCUAUGCGCUUUGGCAUCCCUCCCGUCGGCACCGUCGCCCACGAGUGGUUCAUGGGCAUUGCGGCGAUCAAGAACGAUUACGCGCGUGCGACAGCAGAGGCACUGCGGCACUGGGUCAGCUGCUUCGGCGAGGGCGUGUUGGGUAUUGCGCUCACGGAUACGUUCGGUACGCCCGAGUUCCUGAAGGCCUUCAACCAACCCGUCGAGAAGCUCCCGGACGCACCGGCUACCACUGGCACCGACAACGUCCAGCAGUCCAAGACAUAUGCGGAGGUGUUCACUGGCGUCAGACAGGACUCGGGCGACCCGGCGGAGUUUGUCAAGACCAUGCAAAAGUUCUAUGGCAGCGUUGGCAUCAAGGACAAGAAGGUCAUUGUGUUCUCGGACUCGUUGAACAUCGAAAAGUGCCUCGAGUACAAGAAGAUUGCAGAAGAGGCCGGCUUCCAGCCUACCUUUGGCGUUGGCACAUUCCUGACAAACGACUUUACUCGUCUCUCUGAUGGCAGCAACUCUACGCCGAUGAAUAUCGUCAUCAAACUAAGCUCAGCAGGCAAUAAUGCGGCCGUCAAGAUCAGUGACAAUAUUGGCAAGAACACAGGCGACAAGGAAACGGUGGAGAGGGUCAAGCGCGAGCUUGGGUACGUUGAGAAGGAUUGGAAGGAGGGUGACGAGAGCAAGAGAUGGGGCGUUGACGGCAACCAAGCAAAGGCGAACUGA
Molecule: messenger RNA, 1401 nt
Organism: Cryphonectria parasitica EP155
Lineage: Eukaryota; Fungi; Ascomycota; Sordariomycetes; Diaporthales; Cryphonectriaceae
Product: nicotinate phosphoribosyltransferase
Exons: 3
Coding region: 1-1401 (466 amino acids)
Biological process (GO): NAD+ biosynthetic process
Molecular function (GO): nicotinate phosphoribosyltransferase activity
Source: RefSeq, a predicted model, not a curated record